This is a messenger RNA of Priceomyces carsonii, 1314 nucleotides long. RefSeq lists its product as uncharacterized. NCBI's taxonomy places the organism in Eukaryota, Fungi, Ascomycota, Pichiomycetes, Serinales, Debaryomycetaceae. Bases 1 to 1314 code for a protein of 437 amino acids. Gene Ontology annotation, cellular component: TTT Hsp90 cochaperone complex. The record is from RefSeq and is a predicted model, not a curated record. The transcript has a single exon.
AUGGCUUUCGCUUGUAAUGAUGGAGAGGCUAGAGCUUUGAAGGAGAACCUAAUCGAAAAUUUGAAUAUUCCAUCAAGAUCUUGGGAUUGGUCAAACUCUGAUGAAAUUGCAAGCAAAAGAUACUAUUAUUUGAUUAGAGUUCUAUGUGCAUUAAUAAAGAAUUAUCCAGAAGAGUACCAAAGUCUAGAUGAGAUAAGCAUAUUAUCGUAUCACAUUGAUCCCGAUCUACCAUGGAGUUCGUCUAUGGGCUCGUGUAUUAUACAGAGGACAAUCGAGAAAUCAACGGGGUUGCAAUCGAAAAUCCAUGAAUAUAUGCCACUAUACCUCGAGCGUCUUACAAAGGAGAAAAUGGUAUUCCCGCAAAUGCGAUCCAAGAAUUCGAAGAUGAUCGAAGGAUUGAAACCAAGGCUUGGAUUCAGCAGCUUUGAAGGUCAAAUUUCAGAAGACGACAGUAGACGUAAGUGGAAGGAAUCAUCUAAAGUCAAAUCCAUAUCUAUGGUAUGGUUUUUAAUUUACAUUAUUAGAGAACCCAAAGACAUAAAAUUAUAUGGAACUAUAACCACAUCUUUUAUUCUUAAUUUGCUUGAUGAUCACGAGCCAUUAUUUAAGUUGCAAGGGUUGAAACUUAUGAAGAGUUUAUUGAUGAAGCUAAGAGAAAUCAAGAGUGACUUUUUGACCAAAUCAGGUUUGAGCAUUUUGUUUUUGGGGUCAGCAAAGCAAUGCUUACAUUAUCUACCAUCGCUAACUCCAAUCCCCGUAUCAGAGGCUCUACUCCCAUACGCUUACGAAGACAUCUUUUUAAUUCUUCAGGGACAGAAGAAGGAAGAGUAUCUUGAAUUGGUAAACGUCACAUUGGCUUCAAUCUCUCAUAUAAAAGGAGAAAAAUCUUCUUUCCGUCUCACAACAAUCUUACUUUAUCAGCUUAGGACAAUAGUCGGUAUUUUGGGAAUAAAUAUUUUACUUUGCUAUUCAAGGUUGAAUUACGCUUUGAAUCUGAUCAUUAUUGAUCCGAAUAUUUUGGAGAUGGACAUCAAUCCCAUUAAUGUUAGUUUAGAGAUACAGAAGUCUGUCUUUGAGAUAUUUUUAUCAUUUAACAAUGUCGAGGGCAAUACUCUCUUAUUGCAAUAUAAAUAUGAUUUCCUUGGGUCUUGGAUAGUGUUGAUGAGGAAGCAAUCAUCCUUUGAUUUGUUACUCAAGAAUAACCUUGAUCUUCUCAAGAAUCUUGCCCUCACAUGCAACCAAAGUGAAGAGCUUAAUAUAGACUUAAAUCAGCUUUCCGAGCAGUACCCUGACUUGAAAUCCAAACUAAUAUAA